CCACUCGCUCCGAGGCGGGAAACUGCCGGCCGCGAGAAGCUUGAUGGCCGCUUUACCGAGACGCUGAGCCAUGAGGCCCCGGCGCCAUGAGACCCGCUCUACCAAGGUUGAGGAGAAAGAGGGCCUUAACCGUCACAAAGAGGUGGGUGGGGAAGAUGUGACCUCCCGGGAAAAUGAAACCAAGCGGUUUGAAAAGCAGCAGCAAAGGACAAAUCCCCUGUGAUAUGCAAGGAAGAACAGAAAAAAGCAGACCUCCCCUCAGAACUGUGAAGAAAGAGUCCACAAAGGCAGAUAAAUUGAAAUACAAACCACUUACCGGGAAGGUGUUCUAUCUUGAUAUUCCAUCUAACAUCCUGUCUGAGAAAAUAGCAAAAGAUCUUAAGGAAUUGGGUGGGAGAGUUGAAGGAUUCUUGAGCAAAGAUAUUAGUUAUUUGAUCUCUAAUAAAAAGGAAGCAAAAUUUGCUCAGACACUUGGACAGAUAUCUCCAGUCCCAAGCCCAGAAUCUGUGUGCAAUGGGGGAAACAGUUCACCUCAUCCAAGCAGCAGAAGAGAUAAACAUGAAGGAAGUUCUUUUAAGAUUGCGGACACAGUGCGCAUGAGUAGAGGAAAAUCCUUGGUUGAAAAAGCAAUUAAAGAACAGGAAUUAAUCCCUUCAGGCAGUAUACUAUCCAAUGCCUUGAGCUGGGGAGUGAAAAUACUUCAUGUUGAUGAUAUCAAGAACUACAUUGAACAAAAGAAAAAAGACCUCUGUCUGAUCAAGAAAUCAAACACGGAAAUCAAAGAUACUGAGAAAGAGUCAACUGAUCAGAAAACAAAAAGUAAACUGAAAAAUCCUUUUCUGAAGGUAGAAGAUAGAAAGUGUCAUUACAGACCAUUUUACUUGCAACUGCCCAGUUUUCCUGUUAUCAACUAUUAUAAUCCAAGACCGUGCAGCCCAUUUGAGGUAGAAAAGAAGAAUCCUAAUGGCCAGAAACAAAUUCAGAAUAAACAAAGAAAUCUGCUAAAUAUUGACAAAGAAAAGGCCCCACUUCAAGUUCCUGCAAAACAUAAGAAGAGAAAGGGAUAUUGUGAAUGUUGUCUGAAGAAGUAUGAUGAUCUUCAAGCUCAUGUUGAAAGUGAACAACAUCAGACCUUUGCACAAAGUUCUCAUUAUCAAGUUGUGGAUGAUAUAAUUUCCAAGGUUCCAUGUGACUUUUUAGAGUUAAGAGAAAAUAUACCAAAAAUUAAAAGGCGGAAAUGUAGUAUAGGACAAUUUGCUUCUCUCAUUGGAACAAAAACGGAAGAACUGAAAGAACAGCUGAAGAGGCAUGAUGUGCCACUGAGGAGGUAUUCUAGGAAAAGCAUUACAGUACAAUCAGUGAAAGAAGGUUCUCAGCGCUUAGAUAUCUAUCCUAAUUCUGCACUCAAAAAUUCAACCUCUGAACCUUCAUGUUCUGUUUAUUCCUUUAACACCCUCUGUUCUUCAGAAGUAUCAAGAAAAGUGAGUGGCAAUACAGAAAAUGGUAAAGUGUCAAAAGCGUCAAAUUUAACAGAGAUUGCUUUAUCAACAAAACUGGUACAACUACCUCCACAAAAAGAAAGUAAAGUGUGUGUGAAAAACUUGCCUGAAAUAUAUGAACAUUAUGAGCCUAUUUCAAGGCAGAAUUCACAGUGCUUGUCACCAAAUAUAAAUUCACUACACACACUGAUUCAAAGUUCCGAGUUUAGUGAAAGGAACCACACAUCAAAGCCAAAACGAAAAUUGAACAGUGCCGUUCUUAUGCCUGCAAAAUGUUUGAAGCAGAUAGACACUCAUCCAGUAGUUGACAAAGGUGUUGCUGACCUUAGUGUGGAGAGUAAUUUUCCAAGAGAGCUUUCAGUCCUUCUCCAGACAGAAGGACCGCCAUAUUGUCCUCCUGCAAACAAAGAGCCCAGUGACUUGACAGAUGUUGACAGACAAAGCUCACCUUCAAUAAAACUCAGCAGAAAAGUCAUACAUUCUGUGGGAAAGAAUAAAAAAGGAAAUCAGAAACAAAACAUGGAGCUAUGUUUACAACAGACUGAUGAACUUCAUAUUCUAGAAGAAACAAAAAACAUACAAAGCUCAGCAACGCAAGCGCUAUUCCAAUUAUUUCAAACCAGUGAUACAAAUUCUGACUUUGAAGGUUUUUCAAGUAUACAGGAAAACAAAGAUUCCAGUGUUAUGAAAGAUACUUGGGAAGACCAGCACACAGAUGCUCUCUGGUCUUUGUUUUCUACUUCUGCCUCCUCGUCACCAUUUAUUGGAUUUUAAUGCUGCUUUACUUGAAACAAUGAGUUUUGAAUAAACAUGCACACUGAAAGAUA
Molecule: messenger RNA, 2326 nt
Organism: Pogona vitticeps (central bearded dragon)
Lineage: Eukaryota; Metazoa; Chordata; Lepidosauria; Squamata; Agamidae
Source: RefSeq, a predicted model, not a curated record